AUGUCUUCGGAAUUAUCAGCAGCGAGCAUGGAACACGAUUCGGAGAAGAAGAACGAAGAACUUAGGACCCGGCCGCCGUCGGUCGAGGCUCCCGGCGCACCGUCGGCUCUUGACGACUUCCCCGAGGGCGGGCUCCGCGCCUGGUCGGUGGUAUGGGGCGGGUUCUUCGCGUUUAUAGCCACUUUUGGCAUGGUGAACUCAUAUGGCGUCUUCCAAGAUUAUUACCAGACGAGUCUGAUGGCGCACUCGUCCUCGUCCACCAUCGCGCUUAUUGGGGCCCUACAGCUGUUUUUUCUGUAUGGUGGAGGCCCAGUGAUUGGGCGAGUUCUGAAUGUGCUGGUGCCGUCGACGCUGAUUGCGAGUAUUAUCACGUUGGCACUAUGGCUUCCGGCCACCGACCAGGCGUCUAUCACAGCUUUUGCCGCUAUGUACGGGACAUUCACGGGCGCUUUCGUCUCGCUGUUACCCGCAUAUGUAUACACCAUAUCACCUAUCGAGGUCUACGGCGCGAGACUUGGGUCGAUGUAUCUUCUGGUCGGCAUUGCAAACCUUGUUGGCACACCAACGGCAGGUGCAUUCCUGACAACAAUCAACCAACGCGGGUUCGACGGCCUCAUUAUCUUCACCGGCAUCAUGAUCGCCGCCGGCUCGUUGCUGCUAGGUGCAGUGGGGGUCGUCACAGAGCUACGAAAGCGGAAAGCAUUGGAUAAUAGCCCUUAG
Messenger RNA from Postia placenta MAD-698-R-SB12, 720 nucleotides. RefSeq lists its product as hypothetical. Bases 1 to 720 code for a protein of 239 amino acids. Lineage: Eukaryota; Fungi; Basidiomycota; Agaricomycetes; Polyporales; Adustoporiaceae. The record is from RefSeq and is a predicted model, not a curated record. The transcript is spliced from 5 exons.